Molecule: messenger RNA, 1260 nt
Organism: Plenodomus lingam JN3
Lineage: Eukaryota; Fungi; Ascomycota; Dothideomycetes; Pleosporales; Leptosphaeriaceae
Source: RefSeq, a predicted model, not a curated record
AUGUCAGCUUCUAAUAAACAAGAAGAGCCAGAGGAGACUGGCAAAGGAUGGUCAAUGCCCUAUAUGCAAGACCUGCUGCACAAAAUGUGGCGCGUUGAUAGCGAGUUUUCCGAGGCAAGACUGCAACAAAUUCGUGGACAAAAGACAGACGGUAAGUUUGCAGAGAUGCCAUUCGAUUUCGACUUUAUGGUUGAACAUAUCGGGUCUGAGGGUCCAGAACCAUUUGAGAAGCGUGGACCUGUCAUCGACAAUGAGAUCCAUCCAAUGUUCACCAAAUUUAUGACAUCUCUCCCUAUGGAGGAGGUGCGUGAGCAAAUGGAACCUUCUCUUCGCUUGGCUACUAAUAUGAUCACAAAUCCACGUGCCUUGGAAUGGUUCUCCCACGUACGACAUGCACACAAGGGUAGGUCUAGGAGCGGAAGACUUAUGACGCUCAAUCAUGACCCGUACUCGACUACUGCUGAAGCUUUGGAUAUCGUUCGACGCGACCUGCUCAAGCUCGCGGAUGCAAUGACCCUUCAGUGGGUUGGCAAACUCAUACCCUUCGAAGACAUAGAAGGCAAAUAUCAUGAUCAACUCACUGUCAUAGAAACAGUACUCAAGGAUAUCAAGGCACCUGAGUCGGAAGACGGCUAUCAAACAGUACUCAAGCCUAAAGCAAGGAAGAACUUCUUGAAGGCGGUCACUGAUGGUUGCUAUCCGACCAUUUGGUUCAACAUGAAAUUCUUUCACGAGUUUCUUCUUCAAAGCAACCAGGCGGAUUACCCUGCCCGUCUCAAGCGUCUCAGUGACUUCAGGUUUUCUUCAAUCCUUCUUCACGAAGUGGCGCAUGCAUGGACCACAUUUUGUCACCGUAAAUCUCCAGGCAAUUUUGUUGAGCCUCUGAUACUGCGUUCGGACCUAUAUUCGGAAGCUGGACAGUCCUGGGAGCAGUUCAUGUACGGCGCGCAGAUUUACCCUCGUAAUUCUCAUAUCCAUGGCCGCGAGAUUGCAGAUUCUUUGAUGGCCAAAUCCCGCAACGAUGAAACCAUUGACUUCUGUGCAAGUAUUCCUCAAGCCUGGGUAGAUCAAUGGUUCCUCAAGAGCACAUGGGACCAGUUUAGCGAGUUGCACCGCGAGGGUAAGCAGUUCAGUGACUCGAAUCCACGGGACACAUUGACCGCACCAGCACCUGCCUAUCAGACCGAGCAUUGGCGAUUCAAGCGUUACUGCGGUAAACAGAAUAGAGCAAUGGACUUCCUUUCUUUCUCACAAAGGUAA